AUGCUGCUCAGCGUCGCUGGGCUUAGCGGUGAAUGCUUCGAACUCCGUGCCAGACGAGAUGGCCUUGUGGAGGAUCUUUGGAAGGAGGUGGAGCGGCACUGGGAGAAGCCUCUUCAAGGUUUACUGGCCUGCGGCACCCUGUUGCCCUUGGACUCCAGGUUGACAGAUGUCCUGUGCAGCGGCGACAGCGUGACUGCCGUGCUCGGUUCGAAGCUGCAGCUCCAUUGCUAUCACCAGAGGCACGCCUUCGCUGUGCCUUGGCAGGGCCGGAUCACCACGGUGGGGCGACCCCGCCGAGGUGGCGACAGCUCGGCAGUCCAGGCGGCCCUCCAAGAGGUCCAUCAGAUCCACGCAACCAGGGAGGCAUUCGCAGCUCUCAGAUUGGAUGGCACCGUGGUCUGUUGGGGCGCCGCGGAGAGUGGAGGUGACUGCAGCGAAGUGGAAGGCAGACUGCAUCGGGUCGUUGCGCUCUGUGCAACGGAUGGCGCCUUUGCGGCUCUGACGUCGGAGGGGCAGGUCGAGACGUGGGGGUGCCCCCGCGCAGGGGGGGAUAGCCGGGCCCUGCGGCCUCAGCUGCGGGAUAUCAAGGCGGUCGUUGCUACUUCACGGGCAUUUGCUGCCUUGUCCGCCACGGGUGAUGUCUUUUGCUGGGGAGACCCUGCGAUGGGUGGUGCGAGUAUCGCCUGGCGCCAGCCUGUGCGGAAAAUCUGCGCUUCCUCCGGGGCCUUCGCGGCCCUGUGCCAGGACGGCACAAUUCUGACGUGGGGAAGUGCCUCGCAUGGGGGAGACAGCAGUGCGGUGCAGAAGCGCUUGGAGAACGUGAGGGACGUAUACGCUGCCCUCUUCGGCUUCUCUGCAGUGCGAGAGGAUGGGAUGGCGAUCACCUGGGGAAGGAUGAAGCCGAUGUCAGUCAGCCUGCCUGAGCCGCUCAGAGUGGCAAGUGUCGUCGCCAGCGGCUGCGCUUUCGCUGCUUUGGCCUCCGAUGGGACUUUGGUCACCUGGGGCGACCCGGAGGAGCAGCACACCGCGAGUGUUGGCCCAGACGCGAAGGUAGUCAGCCUAAGAGCGACUCAGAGAGCUUUCGCUGGCCUCUGCGCCGAUGGACGUGUGAUCACCUGGGGCCAAGCCGACUAUGGUGGCGACAGCCAGCAUGUUCGGGAGCAGCUCUACGACAUCCGGCAGCUGGUCGCCUCCUCCGCGGCCUUUGCCGCUCUCCGCGGGGAUGGUCGGGUACUAUCCUGGGGCCAUGGCUGUUCGGGUGGAGACAUCAGCCGCGUUUCGGAUGCGCUGACGGAGGUGGAGUCCAUCCAAUCAAGCGAGGCAGAGAUCGUGGCAGACAGCCGCUGGGGAAAGAUCGUCACGUCGGUCCCCGUCGAGAUCUCCAAGGUGAAGUUGAGGUCGGAGGAAGCGGAGCUGCGCAUGGGUGACAAAGUCAUCUUCGACAUCGAGAUGGACAAAAACCAGCCUCAGGCGAAGAACAUCCGGCCGGUUCGCGUCCCUACCAAGUCGAUCAUGGAGCUGCUCGGGGGAUCGAGCUCGCACGUGAACAGGCCCGAGUUCGGGCCGCCCCCGGUCUCGAUGCCGGGUACCAUGCCCGGCGCUGCGGUGGGGAUGCAUGGGGAGGCAAGGUCUUCCCCGCACAUGGCGGCACGAUCCCCACCUUUUGGAAGUCCUCAGUUCGCCCCGCAUACGCCACCGCUCCCGGCGAUGAGCCUCACUUCGCUGAGCGAAGAUGCAGGGAGGGAUGCCGUGGUUGCAGAUCCGGCUGUGGCGGCGCUUGUGCCGCACGUCGGUGUGCGUCCGAGCAACCCGUCGCCGACGGGCAAGGAGCGAGGAAACGAAAUUUUGAAUUUGGUAAAUCCUCGGAACGCGCAGCAGAACGCGAGCCAGUGGCUUCGCCCCGAAACCAGGCACGACGACAUGGAUCGGCAGAGGCCUGUCGGUGCUCCACCCGGGCCUCCGCCUUUCGGCGACGGCUCGCAGUCACGGCCCCCGCCGCCUCCGCCGGCCGGAUCUCCGGACCGGCUGGCGCGGGGUCCCCCCGGGCCGCCACUGCAGCCGCCAGGUCCCCCCGGACCCCCGGGUCAGGGCCCGGUGGCUCUGUUGCGCAGCGGUCUUCGGGAUCACCCUCACAUGGCCGGGACCUAUCCUGCGUCCUGGCAGGAUGCCAACAGCGCCCCCUCCACCUGGCUCAACGGCCCUCCGGGGCCGCCCGGGCCUCCCGGGCCACCUUCGGGGCCUCCCGGGCCCCCGCCGCCGCCACCGCUGCAACCGGGGCGCCACUUCUUAGACGGCGAGCCCACGCAGGCGAUGCUCCGAGGACCUCCGGGCCCACCACCGGAACGCCAUGAAGCCGGCAGCAGGAUACCUGCUCAGAGCAGCCCAAGGGAUGCAGGAGGCUUCUACGGCGGCAUCGGCGAUGAUGACAACUCCUUGGCUCAGGAAUGGCGGGGCGGGCCGGAGGGGCUGCGAGAUGGAGGCCUCGAUGAGCCUGGACUGGGGCCCUGCCCUGCGAGUAGUAGCUCCCGGCCGGUUCAGCGCUACACUGGAACGCUGAUUUCCAUCCAUCAAGCCGGCUAUGGUUGGAUUAGGUCGGAUGGGCUCAACAAGAACGCUUGGGUGGCCAAGAAGUUCAUUGAGGGCAUUCCGCUUCAGAGCCGCGUCAGCUUCCGAACUCAGGUGAAUGACAGAGGCCUGGCUGCUGUCAAUGUUCAGCUGGAAGAGGCUCCUGCAGCCGAGGAUGCGGAGACGGGGCAAGGUCAGCCCUUGCCCUUGAAGUACGAGGGCAUCCUAAAGAAGGUGGACCGAUCUGCGAAAAGCUUCGGCUUCAUUUUCUGCAGCGACGCCGGCCGUGCUUGGGACGGAGACGUCUAUGUGUCGGGGAAGUUGCUCGAUGGACACAAGGACCUCUGCGUAGGGGACAAAGUCCGCUUCUCUGCCAAGGUCGGCAACAAAGGGAAAGCCGAAGCCAUGCAGAUGGAACCGGUCAGGGAGGUCGAAGAGGAGGAGGCGGAGGUGGACGGACCAGAGAUGAUCGGCACCAUCAAGUCCUUCGAUGAAUCUUCAGGCUACGGCUUCAUCUGUGGCACGCGGAUCACACAGGAAUACGGUCGAGAUGUCUUCCUGCAUCGAAAACAGCUGAAAGGUUUCAAGGUCGGCGAUAUGGUUCAGUUCAAUGUGGUGAAGAGCCGCGAUGGGAAACCUCAGGCGUCGAAGCUGCGCGAAGCUCCCGACGGAAGUAGCAGCCAGCCAACAGAGACACUGGCUGCCCCUGAGCCGCCACCAAAGCAGGACGAGAAGGAGGUGUUCCUGGGAGAGAUCAAGUCUUUCAACCCGAUGAAUGGCUACGGUUUCAUCCACUGUGGCGCCCUCUUCGAACGCUUCCGCCGCGAUGUCUUCCUCCAUGAGUCCCAGUUCGAGGGGCUGAAGGUAGGCGACUGUGUGACUUUCGUCAUCCAGAUGAAGAAGGGAGCACCUCAAGCUCUCGAAGUGAAACGGGUGUCCAAGAAGUUGAAGGGCGCUCAAGCUCUGCCUGCGGCGGUGUCAGCGCCGACGGGCGAGCCACAGGAUGCUGCCGAAGCUGUUGCAGAGGCCGCUGGCGAGGCGGUGCCUAGUGCGGACGAGCAGCUGGAUCCCGAGGAGUGUGCCAAGCAGUCGAGAAAGCUGCUUCGGGCCUGUGCCUCACAGCGCACAGAGUCUGUGCAGGACAUGUUGGAUGCUUUGGAAGCUGGUGCAGAGGUCCACGCCAGAGAUGUCACAGGCCAGAAUGCCCUGAUGGUGUCGGCCCUGAACAUGCGCGGAGCAGAGAGGAAGUGUCGCUUGCUGCUGGAGCACAAAGCUGACGUGAACUUGCCCUCGGACCCAAACGGGACCAAGACGACGCUUGAGUGGACAAAGGAGAGGAUCAACCCGAAAUUCGCAGCCUUCCUGGAGGCGAUCUCCAAGGGCGAAGAGGCGGAGUUGGCGGUAUCACUGGAGGGCCCCUCGGCAGAGGAGCCCUAA
Messenger RNA from Symbiodinium sp. CCMP2592, 4002 nucleotides. The record is from the annotation of a GenBank genome assembly. NCBI's taxonomy places the organism in Eukaryota, Dinophyceae, Suessiales, Symbiodiniaceae.